AUGAGAGGAGACUGGCGAGGUCGCGAUUGGCUGCGGGGCCGGGGAGCAGCUUCCCGGAGUACAUGUGUGUCGAGCGGAGCCAGCUCACGCAGUCAUGUACGCGCAGCCGCCGAUCUCUUGGGAGGUUCGUUACAGGGUCUCGCACAAGGGCAUUCUCCGCUCCUGCACACCAGCAUGGAAGAAGCUCGUCCAGGGAAGAAAAUGCAACCUGGUCAUGAUGAAGAAGCUGUUGUGGAUAUGGGCAAAAUCAGCUCUACUAUCAAUACAAACUUUGAGAAAGAAGAACUAGAGAGCCACAGAGCUGUGUAUAUUGGAGUUCACGUCCCAUUUGGAAAGCAAGGCCGUCGACGGCAUAGACAUCGUGGGCACAGGCAUCACAGAAGAAAAAAAGAAAGAGAGACUGACAGAGAGGAUGGCCGAGAAUCUCCAUCAUAUGAUACACCAUCCCAACGAGUGCAGUUUAUCCUGGGUACUGAAGAUGAUGAUGAACACAUUCCCCAUGAUCUCUUCACUGAAAUGGAUGAACUUUGCUUCAGGGAUGGAGAAGAAUAUGAAUGGAAAGAAACGGCUAGGUGGCUAAAAUUUGAAGAGGAUGUUGAAGAUGGUGGUGAUCGAUGGAGCAAGCCUUAUGUAGCAACUCUGUCUCUGCACAGUCUCUUUGAACUGCGAAGCUGUAUUCUUAAUGGGACGGUCAUGUUGGACAUGAGAGCAAACACACUAGAUGAGAUAGCAGAUAUGGUUUUGGACAACAUGAUUGCCUCUGGCCAGCUCGAUGAAUCCAUAAGAGAGAAUGUGAGAGAGGCCCUUCUAAAACGGCACCAUCAUCAGAAUGAGAAAAAAUUCAGCAAUCGGAUUCCUCUGGUUCGGUCUUUUGCAGAUAUAGGCAAGAAACAUUCUGAUCCUCACUUGCUUGAACGAAAUGGCAUACUUUCUGCGCCUCCUUCUUGGAUUGUAGGAGAAGCAAGCAGUAUUCUUAAGGAGGCUGCUAUCCAAGGAAAAGUGUUUGUGGUAAAUGGGAGGAAUGGUAUCGCUGAACCUUCUAGUGGAAGUGCUAAUGGGAGGAGCUGGAACCCCGGCAGCCUCAAGGUGUACAACCCCUGUAACUACCCCUCAAAACACACCACCCUCCAGUCCUACCUUCAGCCACCUGCCAACUACAAGUGCCCAGCCAAGUCCACUUCAGGGCAAGGAAUUGCUGGUGUCACCUGCCAGUGA
Molecule: messenger RNA, 1215 nt
Organism: Phaethon lepturus (White-tailed tropicbird)
Lineage: Eukaryota; Metazoa; Chordata; Aves; Phaethontiformes; Phaethontidae
Product: sodium bicarbonate cotransporter 3-like
Exons: 9
Coding region: 1-1215 (404 amino acids)
Biological process (GO): monoatomic anion transport
Cellular component (GO): membrane
Molecular function (GO): monoatomic anion transmembrane transporter activity
Source: RefSeq, a predicted model, not a curated record